AUGGAUGCAUUCGGUGGCUUUAUGGCGUCCUGCCCUCCUGCAUUUGCUCCAGAUGGUAGCGCAAUCUAUUCUGCCACCGGAGACUCCAUAAUUGCACUGUCUCCAGUGACACUUGCUCUCUUGAAGGUAGUACCAACACAUAAACGGCGGAUAGUCCAACUCUUGUUCCUACGCGCAUCAGAUUCACAGCUUCUCAUCCUCUCGAAGCAUCGAUUCUCUAUUUACAAUACACGGACGGGGGACUUCUCGCUUGAAGUCUCCUUACCAGAGGACAAGGGGCCCAAAAAGACUAAGGACGGAUCCAUUUUGCAGCACGAGCCAGAAUUUGUUGCGUGUGCACAGUGUGAUGGAUCUGAUCAGUUUGUCUUCUUACUGGAAGCCAAAGCAGCGAAGAACAGAACCCAUUUUCUCAUCUUGUACAGUCUCUCGGCUGCAGCCAACAACCCGCGUAAGGCCGUCUUUGACCUAUCUGAUGUAGUCUGUUUGAAUCCCCCGCCUGUCACUCCCGACCAACUUACUUUGCAGCGGACGAGCAGUCGACUAAUCAUUUCAGAUGACGUCAUUUAUAUAGCUAUUGAUUGUACGCUUUUCUUUGCCAGAUUUCCGCAUUCUAGGCCCGACUCCCCACGAAGGCUUCCAGAUAACUAUUCCACAAUGUCUCAUGACGCCUGUAUUACUCAGUUGGUUGCGUUUAACCAUCGCACCUCCUAUGGAUUCUUGAUGGGUGAUCUUCGCGGGGCUCUGUACCGCUUUGAAGGCAUACCAAUAGGAACCACUGUUGCUCAAUCAAAGCAUGUUCGGUUCCAUUGGAAUAAAAAUGGGAUCAGUGCGUUGGCUGUUGCUCAUGCCACCACUGCCACUCCUAAGGUCCUACUGGGAGGAGAGGAAACAAUCGUGGUCAAUCUUUCGCUUCUUGAUUAUACUCCGCAAUUUGGACCGGCUGUGGUUGGACCGGUACGGUACAUCUCGUGCCCUUGUCCGUCAAUCUUCUCUCCAACCUCUCUUACCUACUCCCAGACGGCGUGCGUAGUUACAGCAACCAACACAAUGUAUUUGAUAGAUACCGCUGCUGGUGUCAUUAUGGCUCAGAGGCAUGGGUUAGUCUCUCCAGCUAGAAAUUUGCGUUACACACCAAAGGAUACUCCAGGAAUCUUCUUAUAUGGCGAGAACGACCAGCUCAGCAUACUAGCUGAUGGGUCUCCAGGAGACAUCCAGCUUUUCCACGGGGUAGAAAAUAUACCAAGUUCUGCUUUGCUACCCACGAACUCAACUGAUAUAGUGACUAUUAUACAACGAAACAAAGUCUAUUCUCGAUGUGAAAUCUCGGAUCCUCCGCAUAUCCUUCACUUCGCUGCGCUGGCUAACGGAUCUUUGUUGCUUGCUGUUACAGGACUAAAACUGACGCACAAUGUUCACCAAGAGGAGGUGCUCUAUGCUUAUCGUGCUACUGGCCGUUUUGACGAUUCCAUCUGUCUCGCCCAAAUUUUUCGGCCGCACAGCACGUCUGUGAAGUUGCUGGCUCCUCUGUUGUCUGUUCCUAAUUGCGAUUUGUUUUUAACUGUUAGCCAGCUAGAGGCUAAGGUCUUCACGUUCACCGACGCAGGCAUUGUCGAGGUAUUUAAUUGGGACAUCUGCGAUGGUCUUGGGGAUAUUCCCAUAUGGGUGGAAGCAGCUGGAGUUUCUAGAAAUGGCCAUUAUUUCUGUGCAGUACUCGGGGACGCAGAGCUUGAUAAGCACCACUUGGAGCUGCGCGUCUAUGAGAUUAUUUACUCCGGUUCAGAAAAGAGUGAGAAUGGUCACCCUUUUCCCGUGAGCAUCAAGGUGCUGGAGAGGUUCGACCUAUUAGCGACUAGAGGAAAGAGUUCAUCUUACCGAACCCGAAGAACUAUGUGUGCCGUCGGUGAUACCUCUGUCUGCAUCACCAGCCCAGCAGGAAUAUUUUACUAUAAGUUUAUUAGGGACUCAAGUAUCUCUACAAAGAAGCAGGAUUCUAAUAGGAAGCGGCCUCUAAGUAUCAGCCUGCCAAUAAUACACCAAGUUUGUCUAUCUCCGCAUCCUGACAGUAACGAUCGUCAUUAUGUCUUUGGAAUUGGUGAUGAUAAGGGCAUGCUUUUUAAGCUAGCGAACGGUGCAAUAGAAGAAAAGGUAGUCAUUUUUGAAAAACGGCAUAAGCGAGAUAGAGUAUGCGGGGUAGAUUGUAGCCCUGACGGGCAGGUGUAUGCACUAAUAAGCACACGGGCCAGUGGCAGACAAAUGAUUCGUGCAUUAGGUGGACACACAAAGAGAGAGCCUUGCAUAGAAGAGCAACCACAAGCCUUCAACAAUACCUGGUCUCUCUUAGGGUCUACGGAAACCUCUGCACCAGGGCAAGUGAUACUUGCAGAAAGUGAAGUACCAAAAGGGUUUUGUGAUGAGCCUAGCCACCGGCUUACCCAGUUUGGGGCCCAGCUGGAGGCGGCCCUUGACGCCCUGUUCUAG
This is a messenger RNA of Giardia duodenalis, 2478 nucleotides long. RefSeq lists its product as uncharacterized. Bases 1 to 2478 code for a protein of 825 amino acids. NCBI's taxonomy places the organism in Eukaryota, Fornicata, Diplomonadida, Hexamitidae. The record is from RefSeq and is a predicted model, not a curated record. The transcript has a single exon.